AUGUCGCAGCAACAGGAGCAGGGCGUCGAGGCCUACAAGACUGACAAUCCGUUUGGAAGGAGAUGCUUUGUGACGGUGGGCGCCACGGCGAGUUUUUAUCGUUUGCUGGAAGAGAUUCUGAGCGCGGACUUUCUCGACUUCCUGGGUGCCAAGGGCUUCGCAGAGCUGCUGGUACAGACGGGGCCGGACCAAGACGCGGUUCAGACGCGGAUGCGGCAGCUGACGGAAGAGAGACAGCAGACGUCGAGCCGGUGGCCAGCCGUGAAGACGUUCUCGUACACGGCCGACAUCCCGUCAGCGAUGGUGCCAUGCCGGGGUCGAGUUGGCGAGCGGCGGCCGGGCGUGGUGAUCUCGCACGCAGGAUCGGGGUCGAUUCUGGACACGGUGCGCAUGGACAUUCCACUGGUGGUGGUGGCCAACGGGGCACUGCUGGGAAACCACCAGGAGGAGCUGGCCGAGGCAGUGCAGACGGCCGGCUGGGCUAUCAAGGGCGAGCUAGGCCGACUCCAGGACGCGGUCGAGCGGGCGGUCGAGAACGCUGACCUGGACCUGCUGGCCGGCCGAUUCCGGCAGCCGGAGCCGGACCAGUUCCCCAUAGCCGAGUCCGAGCGCAGCGGACUGUUCGACUGGGCGGCCGUGGCUGCCAGCAGCUGUGGCCUGCCGGCACCAGAAGCGACGUUGGUGCAGCUGGACUGA
This is a messenger RNA of Grosmannia clavigera kw1407, 696 nucleotides long. RefSeq names its product glycosyltransferase family. Gene Ontology annotation, cellular component: UDP-N-acetylglucosamine transferase complex; extrinsic component of endoplasmic reticulum membrane. The record is from RefSeq and is a predicted model, not a curated record. NCBI's taxonomy places the organism in Eukaryota, Fungi, Ascomycota, Sordariomycetes, Ophiostomatales, Ophiostomataceae. Gene Ontology annotation, molecular function: hexosyltransferase activity. Bases 1 to 696 code for a protein of 231 amino acids. Gene Ontology annotation, biological process: dolichol-linked oligosaccharide biosynthetic process. The transcript has a single exon.